Spea bombifrons (plains spadefoot toad) is the source of this 3313-nucleotide messenger RNA. It is a transcript of the gene COPB2, whose product is annotated as COPI coat complex subunit beta 2. Gene Ontology annotation, molecular function: protein binding; structural molecule activity. Bases 63 to 2822 code for a protein of 919 amino acids. Gene Ontology annotation, cellular component: COPI vesicle coat. NCBI's taxonomy places the organism in Eukaryota, Metazoa, Chordata, Amphibia, Anura, Pelobatidae. The record is from RefSeq and is a predicted model, not a curated record. Gene Ontology annotation, biological process: endoplasmic reticulum to Golgi vesicle-mediated transport; intra-Golgi vesicle-mediated transport; retrograde vesicle-mediated transport, Golgi to endoplasmic reticulum. The transcript has 22 exons.
GCUGGGUCCGAUCUUGCUCCCGGAAGCUCCACGUCAGUCAGUGAGCGAGAGGAACCGGAGAAAUGCCUCUGCGACUUGAUAUCAAGAGAAAGCUGACUGCUCGGUCUGACCGAGUGAAGAGCGUUGACUUGCAUCCUACAGAGCCAUGGAUGCUGGCAAGUCUGUACAAUGGCAGCGUUUGCGUAUGGAAUCAUGAGACACAGACGCUUGUUAAAACAUUCGAAGUUUGUGAUCUUCCGGUCAGAGCAGCAAAGUUUGUGGCCAGGAAAAACUGGGUGGUCACUGGAGCAGAUGACAUGCAGAUCAGGGUAUUCAACUACAACACCCUGGAGAGAGUUCACAUGUUCGAGGCACAUUCAGAUUAUAUCCGGUGUAUCGCUGUACAUCCUACUCAGCCUUUCAUCCUGACCAGCAGUGAUGACAUGCUGAUCAAGCUGUGGGACUGGGAUAAGAAGUGGUCCUGCUCCCAAGUGUUUGAGGGCCACACACACUAUGUCAUGCAAAUUGUCAUAAAUCCUAAGGACAACAACCAGUUUGCAAGUGCCUCAUUGGACCGAACCAUUAAGGUUUGGCAGCUAGGGUCAUCCUCCCCCAACUUUACCCUGGAGGGGCAUGAGAAAGGUGUAAACUGCAUUGACUAUUACAGCGGUGGUGAUAAGCCUUACCUCAUCUCAGGUGCAGAUGACAGACUGGUGAAGAUCUGGGACUACCAGAAUAAGACUUGCGUACAGACCUUGGAGGGCCACGCACAGAAUGUGUCCUGUGUUAGCUUUCACCCAGAGCUCCCUAUCAUCAUCACAGGCUCUGAAGAUGGCACAGUACGGAUUUGGCACUCUAGCACUUACCGCCUUGAGAGCACUCUCAACUACGGCAUGGAACGGGUCUGGUGUGUGUCUGGUCUCCGUGGCUCCAAUAACAUAGCCUUGGGAUAUGAUGAAGGCAGCAUCAUUGUUAAGCUGGGACGCGAAGAGCCUGCAAUGUCUAUGGAUGCCAAUGGCAAGAUCAUCUGGGCAAAGCAUUCUGAGGUGCAACAAGCCAACCUUAAAGCAAUGGGUGAUGCAGAAAUUAAAGAUGGAGAGAGACUUCCAUUGGCUGUAAAGGAUAUGGGGAGCUGUGAAAUCUACCCCCAGACCAUCCAACAUAAUCCAAAUGGAAGGUUUGUGGUAGUAUGUGGCGAUGGAGAAUACAUCAUUUACACUGCUAUGGCGUUGAGAAACAAGAGCUUUGGGUCUGCGCAGGAGUUUGUCUGGGCUCACGACUCCUCUGAAUACGCAAUUCGAGAGAGCAACAGUGUAGUCAAGAUUUUCAAAAACUUCAAAGAGAAGAAGAGCUUCAAACCAGACUUUGGGGCAGAAGGCAUUUAUGGUGGCUUUUUACUGGGAGUGCGAUCUGUCAAUGGCUUGGCCUUCUAUGACUGGGAGAACACAGAACUUAUCCGCAGGAUUGAAAUCCAGCCCAAACAUAUUUUCUGGUCUGACUCUGGGGAGCUGGUUUGCAUUGCUACAGAGGAAUCAUUCUUCAUCCUGAAGUAUAUGUCUGAGAAGGUGGCUACUGCUCAGGAGACCCAUGAGGGUGUGUCAGAAGAUGGCAUUGAAGAUGCUUUUGAGGUACUUGGUGAAAUCCAAGAGAUAGUAAAGACCGGACUUUGGGUUGGAGACUGCUUCAUCUAUACAAGCACAGUGAACAGACUCAACUAUUACGUUGGGGGAGAAAUUGUUACAAUUGCACAUCUGGACAGGACCAUGUACUUGCUGGGAUAUAUCCCCAAGGAUAACCGUUUAUAUCUGGGUGACAAAGAAUUGAACAUAGUUAGUUACUCUUUGCUGGUGUCAGUCCUGGAGUACCAGACAGCUGUGAUGAGGAGAGAUUUUAGCAUGGCUGAUAAAGUCAUCCCCACCAUCCCCAAGGAACAAAGGACACGUGUAGCUCACUUUCUGGAGAAGCAGGGUUUCAAGCAGCAAGCUCUAGCUGUGUCUACAGAUCCCGAACAUCGCUUUGAACUGGCACUACAGCUUGGGGAGCUGAAGAUCGCAUAUCAGCUGGCAGUAGAGGCAGAGUCGGAACAGAAAUGGAAGCAGCUGGCAGAACUGGCCAUUAGCAAAUGUCAGUUUGGGUUGGCCCAGGAGUGCCUGCACAAUGCUCAGGAUUACGGAGGCCUCUUACUCCUGGCCACCUCUUCGGGCAAUGCACCCAUGGUGAACAAGUUGGCUGAAGGGGCAGAGAGGGACGGCAAAAACAAUGUUGCUUUCCUAAGCUACUUUUUACUUGGGAAGUUGGACACUUGCCUGGAGCUCCUUAUUUCCACUGGUCGUUUGCCUGAGGCAGCAUUCUUGGCACGGACUUAUCUACCCAGCCAGGUGUCCAGGGUAGUGAAAUUAUGGAAAGAGAGCCUGUCCAAGGUAAACCAGAAGGCAGCAGACUCAUUGGCUGACCCCACAGAAUACGAGAAUCUCUUUCCUGGUUUAAGAGAAGCCUUUUUGGGAGAGGAGUAUCUAAAGCAGAAGAACAAUGCACUGCCUCCAGCAAGGGAAUAUCGUAAUGUGACUCCAAAUGAAGAAAGAAAUGUUUUGGCCGAAUCGAAAGGAUUUGAGCCGUCUGAUGAAGCCAGCUCUGUGGAAGUGGAGAAAGAAAUACCAUCUCCCUCAUCCCAAGCAGUGCCUGUUUUAGAACCUGCCACCCCAUCUGUCCCUGCAGCAGAGAAGCCCGUUCCAAAAACCACAGAAGACAAGGCUUUCCUUGAUUUAGAAGAGGAUCUGGAUAACAUGGAGUUGGAUGAUAUCGACACAACAGACAUCAACUUGGAUGAUGAGUUUUCUGACUGAAUUUUACUCAAAAAACCUUUUAUUUAAGUGACCAAACGAGUUCUUUCCCUGGUUUAGGCAACUGGUCAGUAACUAGGCUCUUGCUCCCCACAUCCUUCCAGUCCCUGGAGGCCUAGACAAUGAGCCCAGACUGUGCAGCCAGGGCCGGGGAGCAGGAUAAUAGAGCUUCUCUUUAACAAGAAUCCACUCCUCACCAUACAUGUACUUUUGUUAUGUCUAAAACAGAUAUUUGAACACCUGUAAUAACUGAUGAUUAAUCCGUAUUGCUUUGAGCCUAUUUAGGUCUUCGGCAAAUAAGUGUGAUUAUCAUAAAAAGAUCAAUAAACAUUGUAAUACUUCGAGGCCUGACUUCUCGUUAAUGUAAUCAGAAAAAGGUUAUUAGAAUGGUUCAGCAUCUUCUCCAUGUCCACUUGGUGGUUUGUAGUAAAAUGUUAGGCUGGACACGACCCUUUGUUCUCUGCAGAAUAUGAAUAAAUCCUUUUCUGUCAGCA